Messenger RNA from Frankliniella occidentalis (western flower thrips), 1461 nucleotides. RefSeq names its product sugar transporter SWEET1 (gene slv). Gene Ontology annotation, biological process: carbohydrate transport. The record is from RefSeq and is a predicted model, not a curated record. The transcript is spliced from 6 exons. Gene Ontology annotation, cellular component: membrane. The coding region runs from base 129 to 803 and encodes 224 amino acids. Gene Ontology annotation, molecular function: sugar transmembrane transporter activity. Lineage: Eukaryota; Metazoa; Arthropoda; Insecta; Thysanoptera; Thripidae.
CCGGUUGAUCGGCAAUCGGGUCGGCUGUCGUAUGUCGGCCGUUGGCCGUCGUCUGCCGAUGUUUUGGAUUACUUCCACAUCAUUUUAAGUAACGCAGAUUAAGUUACAUUGAAAGAAACCUUCACAAAAUGUCAUUGGAGGCGUUAAAGGAGUCUCUAGCAUCAUGUGCUUCUUUAAGCACAGUCUUAUUAUUUAUGACUGGCAUGUUUACUGCAAAUAAAAUAUUAAAGAGGAAAACAGUAGGGGAUGACUCAUAUGCACCCUUCAUUACAGGAUUGUUAUCUUGUUCCCUAUGGUUACGAUAUGGCACUUUAAUUGAGGAUCCAACAAUUACUCUAGUGAAUACUGUUGGAGCCUUUCUUCACUUUUCAUAUUUAUCAAUCUACAUUUUUCAUUCUAAAUCUAAGGUGGGGAUUAUAAAACAGCUAACCCCUGCAUUACUUUGUUUGUUAAUGGUGUUGUUCUAUACCUACUACUUGGAAGACAAUAUUGAUGUAGCUAAAUUUUAUGUCGGCCUUAUUGCAAGUGCUGUCACAAUUGCAUUUUUUGCAGCACCUAUGACAAAGUUGAUGCAUGUUAUUCGGUACAGAAGUGUGGAGUGCCUACCAUUUCCAAUGAUAGCUGCGUCAUUUCUUGUAUCUGCUCAGUGGCUUCUUUAUGGUUUUAUACUGAAUGAUCCUUUCAUCACGGUACCAAACAGUUUAGGCUGUUUUCUAUCUUUUGUGCAACUUAUGUUGUUCUAUAUAUAUCCAUCAACACCUGAUGGUGCUAGAAGAGAAUAUGUCAUACCACUCUCUCCAUAGGUUUCAACUCUGAAAAUUACAAUUUCGUUUUUCAUUAACAAAUUUCAGGUGGCCCUCCAAUGAAACCUGGAACCCAUCACCCAUCAUUUCAGAUUUUGCUGUUAUUGAUGCAGCCCAAGUUUGCUAAAUGUAAAUUGGAAGUUGAAUAAUGCAAUAAACACAUUUUCACAAAUUUUGUGGGCAUCAGAGUGCUUCUAUGAGGAACCCAUCAGUACCCAUCAUUUAUGAGUAAACCCGUAUAUGGUCACUCAAACAUGUUCCUAAUUUGUGAAAAUGUGUUUAUUGCAUACUAAACUUCCAAAUUACAUUUAGGGAAACUUGGGCUGCAUCAAUAACAGCAAAAUCUGGAAUGAUGGCCAAUGGGUUCCAGGUUUCAUUGGGGCCACCUUAAGAGUCAAGAUGCAAAAUCUGAAACUCACUUUGUCAAGGAAGGGAUUUACCCCUCUGUGAUUUUCCAUCAUGUUCUCAAACUCAGUAUCUAGUCAUAGAUGACUUUCAAAUGUUGUUUGAUUUCAAUAGUAUUUGAAUAGUUUAAUAAUGACAGUAUUUGCGUUACCUAAUAAGCCUCUUAAGUUAGUUUUAAGUUCAUGUUGUCUUGGUCUGAAAAUCCACCUAAUAAAUCCAACCCAGUGACUUGAGUCUAAGUCAAAACAAAUAA